UUACAAUGGAGCAUACCUCUCUCUCUCUCUCUAGAGCUCUCUUCACAGCAUAAACACAUAUUCUGCGAAUCUUCUCUCACCCAAUCCAUGCCCCAUCCCUACUGCUACCCAUAAUUUCCCCUCAAUAUUCUCAACCUCCCCAGGAAGGUGCAGAGGAAAAAGAAUUGAAAAAACAGAGACUUUGUUGUCCUAGUUGACCAUAAAUUAUCAUACAAAAUGUGUGUUCAAGACGCCGACAAGGUCAGUGAGGGAAUGGAAGAUAUGAGCCUCCCAAAUCAUGAUGAUCAUGGUGAUGAUGAUGAUGAUGAUGUGAGUGAGGGAAGCGUCAAGUCUAUGCAGCCGUCGCAUUCUGCUGCUGAAAAUCGAGAUAGCAAGGCCGCUGAUCCUGUUGCAGCUUCCAUAAUCUCCUUCCCGCUGGAAACCAUUUCUGAAGAAUCAGUUAUCUCGGACAAAGCUCAGAUGUUGAACAAUUUUCUGCCCACCCUUCGGUCUGGGGAGUGGUCAGACAUUGGAGGCAGGUCACAUAUGGAGGAUACUCAUGUUUGUAUUCCUGACUUAGCUAUGAACUUCGGUUACGCUGCACGUGGUGAGGAAGCCAUGUCCUUCUAUGGGGUGUUUGAUGGACAUGGUGGGAAGGGUGCAGCUCAGUUUGCUCGGGAUCACUUGCCAAGAAUCAUUGUUGAAGAUGCUGAUUUCCCAUUGGAACUCGAGAAAGUGGUUACGAGAUCGUAUAUAGAGGCUGAUGCUGCAUUUGCAAGGUCUUGUUCUGUUGAGUCCACGCUGUCAUCUGGCACGACUGCACUAACUGCAAUGAUACAUGGCAGGUCAUUGCUUGUAGCAAAUGCUGGAGAUUGUAGAGCUGUUUUAUCUCGAAGUGGAGUUGCUGUCGAGAUGUCAGAAGAUCACAGGCCUUGCUCUGCAAGCGAAAGAAUGAGGAUUGAAUCAGUAGGUGGCUACGUAGAUGAUGGUUAUCUAAACGGACAGUUAGGAGUGACCCGAGCUUUGGGAAACUGGCACAUCAAAGGCCUGAAAGAGGUUGAACAAGGCGGACCUCUGAGCGCAGAACCGGAACUCAGGCUAACUACACUUACAAAGGAGGACGAAUUCUUGAUAAUUGGAAGCGAUGGAAUAUGGGACGUAUUCAUGAGCCAGAAUGCAGUAGACUUUGCGAGGAGGCGGCUCCAAGAGCACAACAAUGUCAAGCAGUGCUGCAGAGACAUAGUAAAUGAAGCCAAGAAGCGAGGGGCUACUGAUAAUCUGACAGUAGUGAUGGUGUGUUUUCACUCCGAACCACCUCCUCCAAUUGUCUAUCAAAGGCCUAGAGUUCGAAGGUGCAUUUCUGCAGAAGGGCUUCAAAACCUCAAAUUCCUGCUUCAAGGUUAGAGCAGAGAUUGAUCCAUUUCUUCUUACAGGUAACAAUUUAUGAUUUAUGACAAUAAUAUGAUGUUGUGAGCAACUUGUAAAUAUGCCUAUUGAGAAAAACAGAAACAAUGUAUAAACUGUGUGGCCAUUUUUCUGAGUAAAACGAUGAUAUUCUUCCUAGGAAAUAUAUUUUGAUCUUCAA
Messenger RNA from Salvia hispanica, 1564 nucleotides. Its product is annotated as putative protein phosphatase 2C 54. The record is from RefSeq and is a predicted model, not a curated record. Gene Ontology annotation, molecular function: protein serine/threonine phosphatase activity; cation binding. Gene Ontology annotation, biological process: protein dephosphorylation. NCBI's taxonomy places the organism in Eukaryota, Viridiplantae, Streptophyta, Magnoliopsida, Lamiales, Lamiaceae.